GGCCAACCCGGGGUCUUCCGUGGUGAGGGAGGUGAUGACAGCGGGCGGGUGGGUGAUGUUGGUCAGUCUACGCUCAGUGGUCGUAUCGUACACACACACACACACUGAAGGUUGGUGCUGAGAGAAGAUGAGGUUUGUAACUCUGCCCUCGCUGCUGCUGGUGGUGGUGGUGGUCCUCCUGCCAGGGGAAGCCCACGCCAAGACCCUCUACGCUAAGAAAUACAAGACAGUUGUGAAUGAAGAUCAAUACUACUGGAACAACUUAGCUCAGGAAGAACUUAGCAGGACGAUGAAUGUUAAGCAAAAUCUAGGAGUAGCUAAGAAUGUCAUUAUGUUUCUGGGUGAUGGGAUGAGUGUGCCCACCAUUACAGCUGCUAGGAUCUACAAGGGCCAGAAAGAAAACCGGGGCGGAGAGGAAGGCAGCCUCACCUUCGAGACCUUCCCCCACGUAGGACUCUCAAAAACGUACAAUGUAAAUAAGCAAGUGUCAGACAGUGCCAGCACCGCCACAGCUUAUCUUACAGGUGUCAAAACCAACUACAAGACGAUCGGUGUGGACGGGACAGCCAGGUAUAAGGAUUGUUCCAGCGUUAACGAAAAGAACAAGGUCUCCUCCAUCGUCAAGUGGUCCCAGGAUGCUGGCAAGAGAACUGGUGUGGUUACGUCGACCAGGGUGACACACGCGACUCCGGCUGGCACCUACGCUCACGUCGCUGACCGUGACUGGGAGUGUGAUGGAGCAAUCCCCAAGGAAGCGAUAAAAUUGUGUGGCAAUAAAGUGAAGGAUAUCGCAAGACAGCUGGUGGAAGACGAGCCUGGACAUUCCCUGAAUGUGGUGAUGGGUGGUGGGUACCAGAACCUGGAUGCCUUUGCCGUGGGCACCCCAGAUGAUCCUUUAGACACCCAGUGGGCCAACUGCACCAGGACUGACAAACGCAACCUGGUUCAGACCUGGAUGAAUAAAAAGAAAAGUGAUGGUGUGACUUGGGCCUUCGCCAGAAACAAAACAGCCAUGCUCGAAGUAGACACCACAAAUGUCGAGUUCUUCAUGGGACUGUUCGCCAACGGUCACCUUCCAUAUGAGUUCGAGAAAAUUCAGAAGAAACUUGAUGUUCCCACCCUGGCCGAGAUGACCGAGACAGCGAUCAACAUCCUUAAGCAGGAACCCAAGGGCUUCUUCCUCCUGGUGGAAGGUGGACGCAUUGACCACGCCCAUCAUGACACAGUAGCCCACCGUGCCUUGGACGAGACUGUGGCUAUGGAUCGUGCUGUCGAAAUGGCCCUCAAAUUGACCAGUCAAGAGGAUACCCUAAUCAUUGUGACUGCUGACCACGCCCACACUAUGUCUAUCAGCGGCUACCCAGAACGAGGCCAAGAGAUCAUAGGUCUGGCAGCUCUGGAUAACGUUGGCCUGCCUUACACUACCCUAAUGUAUGCCAACGGCCCUGGCUACAACUACUCGGUGGGGUCAGGAAAGAACAACAAUAACCAGGUUGUACGGCCCAAUGUGACGAGGGAGAUGGUCGAGAAGUGGGACUAUACCCAGUUGGCGGCCGUCCCCAUGAACUCUGAGACGCACGGUGGCGACGACGUACCCAUUUAUGCUCUGGGUCCAAUGGCACAUCUUUUCCACACCCUUCACGAGCAGAAUUACAUUGCCCACGUCAUGGCCUACGCAUCCUGUGUAGGUUCCAACAGACACCACUGCACCCCUAGCAGUAGCAGUGCUACACAGACUGCUUCACUCAUCACCAUCCUCCUCCCCUUCUUAUUUACACAGUGGCUCCACUACUGAACCCUACAGCAAAGAACCUUUACUUCAAUAGAUCCCAUAAAGCUAAUAGGGAUCAGUUAAACUAUUUGUCCACACCAAACUUUGGGACAUCUUACCGUAUGUGCAUAUAGUGAUGCAUUUUACCACUAUUAUUAAUGUAGCCUUAUCAUCUUCACAAAGAAUUUUAUAAUGUUCAUCACCUGAUGCCUCAUUAAGAAUAACACCAGUAACAAAUGGCUUGUUAAUUCAUGACGAGUUCAUUUCCUAAAUAUGACAGGUGGUACUGUAUUUAGAUGUUGUUAAAAACACCUCAUAGAUGGUGAAAAUAUCACCACAGUGAUAUUCUGUAUACACCAGGACAAGUAAUUACAAUUACAGCACAAUGAUGUUAUUACCAUCUCACACCUGAAGCCACCUUCCUUUUAUGGUGAAAUGCAGGAAGGACAAUUCAAGUUGUAAAAUGGCUUAUAUCACACACACACACACACUAGAAUCUGAAAUAAACUCUUCUUUUGAUCCUUAUGUAACACAUGGAUUGUUUUCUGUGUACUGUACACUAAUUACAUCUAGAAUACUGUGAGGCUACUGUUGGUGCACCUGUGUCAUUAUCAGUAAUUAUGUUAGGUGUUCUUGAGCAUUCCUGGAGACAGGUAAUGUUUGGAAAUAUAUACAGUAUAUAUAAUCACAUGUAAAGUUCUGACCACUAUAUAAGUGACAUGUUAUCUGUUGAUGCAAUGAAUUUAUAGUGGCUGUUAACCGUAACAUUACCAUGAAAACUUAAGACGAGUGAUACUUUAGCACAAUCCUAUUAAAGUUGAAUAUAACUCUCAUAUACAGUACUGUAGUUGAAAUAUUUUACCAGCAAGAGUAAUAUAUCAAAUCCCAAUUGAAAUUACACCAACAUUCUUCAUGUAACAAAAUUCAUUAUGCACCUAUCUAUUAUUAAUGUAUUACCAGAUUAAUUUGACAUCAACAGUAGUUGCAAUCAUUACUUUAUAGAUUCCAGGGGAUAGAUUACUGGAGGAAACUUGUGCUCACUAAAGUUCUGGGCACUUACCUUGACUAGUGAUUCUGAGUGACAAGACUACAGUGACAGUUUGUUUCAACAAGUCUAGAUGGGUGACCUCACUCACUGACGCAGACCAAGUAUCCACUAUCACUGACCGUACGUGAAGGAUAAAUUCAUGCAUUAACGACACUCAUCUGUAAAGCUUCAAAUAAUUUUAGAAAUACAGAGGAAUUGGUUUAAAGAUUUAUCAUCUUUCAAGCUGUAAAAUGUGUACAUAAUUUCACCCAAACUCAUCAUGCCAUGCAUACGUAUUAUUGUAUUUUCACAAUCUUGCAUAUUUAUUCAUAAUCAUGGUACGUAUUUUAAUUUUUUCUUAAGUACUGUAUGUAAUUGUGGUGUAAAUUUAUUACCCUCUAUAACAUUAAGACUGAUGUAUAUUCUCUUUGUGCUUGACAUGGGAAUAAAAUCCAUCAAAAUUA
Homarus americanus (American lobster) is the source of this 3262-nucleotide messenger RNA. RefSeq names its product alkaline phosphatase-like. Gene Ontology annotation, biological process: dephosphorylation. Lineage: Eukaryota; Metazoa; Arthropoda; Malacostraca; Decapoda; Nephropidae. The record is from RefSeq and is a predicted model, not a curated record. Gene Ontology annotation, molecular function: alkaline phosphatase activity. The transcript has 11 exons. Bases 128 to 1795 code for a protein of 555 amino acids.